This is a messenger RNA of Gigantopelta aegis, 5860 nucleotides long. RefSeq names its product DNA excision repair protein ERCC-6-like 2. Gene Ontology annotation, molecular function: ATP binding; ATP-dependent chromatin remodeler activity. Lineage: Eukaryota; Metazoa; Mollusca; Gastropoda; Neomphalida; Peltospiridae. Bases 189 to 4961 code for a protein of 1590 amino acids. The record is from RefSeq and is a predicted model, not a curated record. The transcript is spliced from 28 exons.
GCCUGGGCCAAGUUGGAUUGUUUCAGAUUGAUUUUCAGGCUAAAACAGGACACAAAGUUAACAUUUUGAGCUAGGAGUUAAAUAAAAUUAAUUAAGAGCAAAAAUAUUAAUUUAGGAACACACUUUUGUUUUGGGCAUGAGCAAAAUUAUCACUCCUGAAAUUACUGAGUGAGUUAGGCGAGUAACCCAUGAAGGUUUGCAAGUUAAAUACUCAGCAAGUACUUUACAGUUAUGCUGCUCAGUAUGUACACAAGUGGACGGCUCAUUUGUACAUCAUGAGUAAUGAUCUAGAUCUAGAGGAGAAGAGAGACACAUUGUCUUCAUCAUCGAGUACAGUUUGGAGUAAAGGUGAUGUGUGUCUUGCUCCAUGGUCAGGUGAUGGGUCACCGUACAAAGCUGUCAUUAAGAAGCUGAACCGUCGCCAAAAUGGCAAGUAUUAUGCCACAGUGAAGUUUUCCCAGUAUGACUCUGAUGAUAAUGAGGAACUACCUAUCUCCAGUCUUCAGAAAGUACAGUCCCCAAAGACAGACAAUACUACAAAACACAGGAAGACAAGAGACACAGAUGAUAAUGUGGAUUUUAACUCAAGUCUUUUCAAGCCACUUUCAGGAAAUGAGGAUGACAGAUGGCUACUUGAAAAGUUUGAAAAUGCAGACCCAAGUGAGGAACGUUUGGAAAAGUUGAUGCAUCAACAGCCAAAACCAAAUGGUAAAGGCAAAGUCUCCAGAUGGAAGAUCAACACCGAAUCUGCCGACAAAAAAACAUCCCAAACCAAGGCUAAAAAGGGCAUUGUGGCAACUGGUGGAACUCCCAAAUCAGAGAAAAAGUUGACUCACAAAAAGUCUUUCACUGGUUUGACGAUCCAUGAUUCUCAAGAACCUGGUACAAGUACAGGUGGGUCUACUACACACAAAGCUAUCUCCCAAGCCAAAGAGUUCAAGCAAAGGGAAAGCAUUCCACAGCAUGAUCUUAAUUUGGAUGAAGAUCCACUGGAAACGUGGGAUGUCCUAUCUUCUGUCUCGUCAGUGGUCACACUUGAACAAAAUUCUGGACAUGAGGAACAGAAAAUGGCCAAUUCUUUUCCAUGUGUCAGUGAAGGGUUUUCUGAGAGUGAUAUGGAAAAGCCUCGAUUCUCAUUCACACCUUCAGCUAUCAAAGUUGCUUAUCAGCUUUCUGAAUUGGAUGAAACUCCUGUAAUUGAGGUACCAGCCACAAUCAACCAGUACUUGCGAGACUACCAGAGAGAAGGAAUUAAGUUUAUGUACUCUCACUAUAAAUGUGGUCGUGGUGCCAUUCUUGGAGAUGAUAUGGGACUGGGCAAGACUGUUGAGGUAAUUGGACUUUUGGCUGCUUUACUUCACAAGAAGGGAAACAGAGUGGAUGUGAUGAGACAGAAACCAAGGUUUAUCAGAAAGCUUUCUGAGCAUGCUGAUCUGCUGGAAGAUACCGAGAACAAGAAACAGUUUCUGAUCAUUGGUCCAGGCAGUGUCUUGUAUAACUGGCUUGAUGAGCUCGACACCUGGGGCUACUUUGUUACCAGCAAGUACCAUGGAACAAACAAGGAAUCUUGUUUAGUGGACAUCAAGAACAAAAAGGUGGAAGUCGUAAUCACAACUUUUGAAACCUUCAGAGAUAAUGUGGAUGAACUUCAUUCUCUUGACUGGGAUGCUGUAAUAGUUGAUGAAGUCCACAGAAUAAAGAGUCUGAAAGCUCAGACUACUCAAGCACUGCGGACACUGGUUACGAAGAAGCGGUUUGGUUUGACGGGGACACUUCUUCAGAACAAUAUGACAGAACUUUGGUCAAUACUUGACUGGGCCCAGCCUGGAGUUUUGGGUUCUUAUGACUUAUUUGACACUGAGUUUGCAUAUCCUAUUGAGAAGGGUCAAAAACAUGAUGCUACUAAGCGCGAAUUAGCUGAGGCUAGAAAAAAAAAGGAAAAGUUUGCACUGAUACGAUCUAACCUGAUGAUUAGAAGAACGAAGAAACUUAUUGCUGACCAGUUGCCAGAGAAAGAGGACAACAUAGUGUUCUGCAAGCUGUCUGCAUUACAAGUGAGUGUGUAUAAGGCAAUCCUUGGACAUCCUGACAUGAAGAUUGUACUCAAGAUGAAUGACCCAUGUGAUUGCAGGAGUGGCAGCACCAGAGGGCGCUGUUGCUUUAGGAAAGGAAGCAAUGGUUUUUCCCCUGCAGCUCUGUGCCUGUCCUUCAUGCACCUACUUCUGAAAGUUGCCAACCAUGUGGCUCUGUUGAUUCCACAUGCCAAGAUGGCAGACAACCAGAUCAAGCGUUCUAAAGAGAUUUGUGAUAUUGCGUUCAAAGAUCAUCCACAGUUUGUAGGUUUAACACGGGACGCAUCCUUCAGAACGUUGUCAGAUCCUAAGUACUGUGGAAAAAUGAAGGUUCUACAAGGUCUCCUGUCAGUGUUUGAGAAAACACACAGCAAGGUUCUGAUUUUCUCAUAUUCCACCAGGUUGCUGGAUAUCCUGGAGCAAUACAUCAUAGCAUCUGGUCAUGAGUACCGCCGCAUUGAUGGAUCAGUCAACAAUCGACAAAGGCUGGAUAUUGUUCGUGAAUUUAACAAAGACCCCAAUAUUUUUAUUUGUCUAAUAUCUACAAAAGCUGGAGGUCUUGGUCUGAACCUGACUGGUGCCAACAAAGUGGUGAUCUUUGACCCCAACUGGAACCCCAGCCACGACCUUCAGGCACAGGAUAGAGCAUACAGAAUUGGUCAGAGGAAGAACGUACAAGUGUUUCAUUUGAUCUCCGUGGGAACAAUAGAAGAAAAUGUUUAUCUGAGACAAGUGUAUAAACAGCAACUUGACAGCGUUGCUGUGGGAACUGAAAAUGCCAAGAGGUUAUUUCAUGGAAUCCAGGGAGACCCGAUGCAGACAGGGGAGUUGUUUGGUGUUAAAAACAUGUUCAAACUGCGUACAGGGGAAUCAUGUCUCACCAUGGAUGUCUUGCAGAGAAAUGCGAAGAUUGAAGCAGAGCUUGGAGGUUGUGAUGUAGCCAAGUACGUCCCACUGUCAGGACAGACUGAUGAAGAGAACAGUGAGGACGAGAAAGAUUCUGUAGAAACCAGUUCUGAUGAGGAAAGUGUCUACACAAAGGGAUCAGAGUUUGCUGCUUUCUUUGAUUCAGAGGACUCGGGAGUGGAUGAACUUGAUGGAGUCGCAGAGUGUCACAUGAAGUCAUCUGGACGUCCAGGAGUUCCAGCAGACAUUAACAAACACACAAAAGGAACACCAUCUGUAGGAGGAGACAAGACUGCCAGAGAUAAAAAGUUGGUUUCAAACCUGGAAAGACCAAGGGCAGUACCACCACUGGCAGCUAGGAAGAACAAGAGCAAAACUGCAGAAGUUAUAGAUGAUGAUAGACUUAAUGAAGCGCUCAUAGAUCAUUCGCCACCUCGCUCAUUUUCCUCUGUUAGCUCCGUGUUUGAGAUGUGUGGUGUUCUGCAUGUUCAUGCAAACGACAAGAUGGUUGGUCCCAGCAGAGCAGAGGAGCACAUGAGUCGAAAAGCGAUGCAGGAGGUCUACGAGCUACACAAGAACUCACAAGAGCCGGCAAUGCAAGUGGAUCCAUACUCCGAGUCCAAUGAUGAAGCACCAGACCCACCAGAAGUGAAAAAGUUGUAUAACAGAUCAAGUCGUCAGAAGAAAAAACAUGACCACAAUACACCACAAGCAAUAGAGCACAAGUCCACCAGAAUACUUGUUGGCCAGACCCCCGGUGCAAUUAGACGACAACACUUCAAGAAACUUGGAGAAGUUCUGCAGUACGAAUCACCACUGGCAUUAGCUGAGUCAAUUCUGUGUUCAGAUACAAAGCAGUGUUUUGAUAUGCUAAAAUCAUUUUAUAUUGAUCAACACCCUGAUUUGGCUGAGGUCAUCACCAAGGUUACCACUUUAAACACUGAACAGGAAGAUGCAGCAACAAGAAAUGUGCCUUGUUCAAGAAAAAGAAGUAACAAAGAGCAUUCAAAGUCAGUUGUUUCAAGAGCUAAGAUUCCAAAAUCUUCAAAGAAGAAACCUGUUACUGGAUUAACUUUUGUGGAUCUUUCAGACAGUGAAUCUUUCAAAGAUGAUUGUGACAAAGAAAUGGUUACUGAUCAAAGUCCUGCAUUGAGUCUAGAAAUUGGAAUGAAGCCUUCAUCACAUUUCUUAAAAACACCAAGGCAGAGAAAACAGAGGAUUGCAAACACACGACUUAGAACACCAUUGAUGGGAAAGAAAGAACAAAAGUGUAACUUAGUAGAAAAGAACGAUCAGAAGUGUAGUUUGAAAGACGAGAAAAAGCACAAAUUUAAUUUAAUGGAAAAGCAAGAGCAGAAGCAUAAUUUAACAGACAAGAAAGGAAUGCAUUAUGCAACCACAUGUUUGUUGUCUGCUUGUGAUAAUUCUUCACUUGUGGAAAGUAAUGUGUUUCACAUUUUUGAUGCCAAGGAAUGCUCAAAGGUUAGGGAAGUAGCGGACACUGACAAUCUUUUGAGUGAAAUGGGCUUUGACCAAGAUGUAGAUACGUUGUCAAAAUCAGAGUUAAACAAGAAGAGACUUUGUGAGAGGACACAUUCAGAUAAUAAUCAACGAUUCUCCAUCAUUGAUAACAUCUUUCUGAAUUCAGCAAAACUAAAAAAGCCACCACCUAACGCAUCACCGAAAAGAAAAGUGCAUAUGUCUUCCAAAUCAGCAGAGUCUAACUUUUCCACAAAUGAUGAGAGUGGUUUCAUGUCUGAUCUGUUAAAUAACAGUACUCUUAUAGACGAUAGUAUUGACUGCUUUGCAGGUUCUAGAAAAAGACACAAAAAAGAUGUGACAAAAGUAGAAACCGUUCUUCAUGACAGUGACGAUGAUCUUGACAAUUUGUUUAGUUUCAAGAAAAAGCCCUCAUUUCAUGACUCAGAAAUUAAGGAUGAGGAUGAAUCUUCGCUAUUCGGAAGUGAAAGUUUGUUUUCCUGAAACUAAAUUAUUUUACAAAAAAAACAGUGACAUGAUCAUGUAUAAUCUACUCCUUUGAAAUUACUAAUGCAUUUUUAAAAGAAACAUUUUAUAAUUCUAUAUGGUCUUUUUUUAACAGUUAUGAAUGUAUGUUUAAUUCCGAUAUAGAGACUAGGUCUUGCCUGAUAACAGUGAUAUAGUUAUUGCAACAGAUGAUCUAGAUAGUCUGAAAAAAACCCUGCCCAACACCAUAUACACUACUCCUGCAGUAUAGUAAGGUAUCUUUUAUAUGUGCUUUAGCUUUUAGUUCUGUUUCUAAUAAACUAUAGGUCCUAUAUCAAUGAAACUUGGUUUAAAGUUGCACCUAUGGAUGUUCAACACAGUGCAUCUAAAACAUUUAUGCUUGACGAGACAUUUAUUUCCACAUAAUUCUUAUAUAUAUUUACAUGCUUUAAAAUAUGUGGCAAAAAAUAUAUGGUUAUAUCCUCGAAGAAUCAUGAAGCGUCCUAUUCAUGGGAAAAUGGCUACAAUGCACACGCAUUGUAAUCACACAAUCAGUUUGAUUAUUUGAUCUAUUACCUUAUUCAGUUAACUACAAAUAUCAAUUAAUAAAAUGUUUAUAACCUUACAAGAGUAUUCCGUUGAUAGAUAAAACACAUGCCACAGGUGAAUGUGUACAUUCCAAGUCCUGGAUUGGAAAGCAUCCUAUGUAGGUAAGAUGGGCUUCCAUAAUUUGUUUUUGUUGAAAAAAUACAUAAUGCACGUGACCUGACCCAGAGAUGAAAGCAGACGUGACAGUGUGUGACGGAACAUGCUCUUAAUUUCUUUUCGCCUGUGGCGAUAUUAAUUUUUUAGAGGGCCGUGUGCAGUCCCAAUAUGCACUUAAGACUAGGUGGGCACUUUGUUACGUAAUACCUCCG